AUGGUUGUCUUCAAUCGUCCAUAUGAAUUUCCUUAUGCUAAAUGGAGUGCGCGAAAGGUCUACGAACAAGUCAUUGAUGUUCCCAAAGCUAAAAGGAAAAGAUUAAAUAAGCCUGAAGGAAUGCCCGUUACUAUUGGUAAUUUAAUGGAAGCUUGUAUGAAAUUUGACGAUAAAAGGGAUGAAAGGCCUUCAUUUGAACAAAUUGAGAAAAUUGUUGAUAAUAUAUAUAGAAAGAUGUAG
Messenger RNA from Meloidogyne enterolobii, 240 nucleotides. Lineage: Eukaryota; Metazoa; Nematoda; Chromadorea; Rhabditida; Meloidogynidae. The record is from the annotation of a GenBank genome assembly.